AAUGUUUCGCACCAGGUCGUAAACGGAGGCCUAGGGGUAAAGUUGAGAAGGUCUUGAGGGAGACCCUUAUUGAAAUUAAUGGCCAGGAGCUUAGGGCUCUCAUAGACACGGGCAGCAUGCAGACUUUAGUGCGUAGGCAAUAUGUACCAUCUAACAUGAUAUGCUCUGAGGAGACUGUCCCUAUUUGUUGUGUGCAUGGGAAUGAGAGGCCUUACCCCACAGACGAUCUUUACAUAAAGGUACAAGGGCAGCUCUAUCUUUUGAAGGUGGGGGUUGCUGAUAACCUGCCAUAUCCGGCUGUGCUUGGCCAUGACUUACCGGUGCUCGUUGACUUACUGAUUCCGAGCCAAAGUUGUAAUGUGGCCAUCACAAGAGCACGAGUGAGACAGCAAGAGGAUUCCUCUCAAACUCUUAGCACCCUGCCCUUUUACGAGGCCGACUUGGAUGUAGGGCCAGGGAAGCCCCACAAGACACGUCGCCAGAGAAGACAGGAUAAGUUUCUGCGCACAGCGGUAGAUCCAUCAGGUGAGCUGACCCCAGAGCUGCCUUUAGGUUUUAAUCUCCCUACGGAUGUGGUUCAGAUGCAGCAAGGGGACGCGAGCCUGGUUCCCUGUUUUCAAAAAGCUCUAGAGGCAAGGAAUGCUCAGAUUCGGCAAGACGGUGGCAGUGAAGGCAGAUUUUUCGAGCAAAACGGUGUCCUGUAUCAGCAGAUUGGGCAAGUCAAGCAGUUGGUGGUUCCCCAAACAGCCAGAGAGACAGUACUCGUUUUAGGUCAUUCAGUUCCCUGGGCCGGCCACCUAGGGAAACAUAAAACCAUAGCCCGGAUUCAACGCAAUUUUUAUUGGCCCGGUUUACGGGCAGAGGUCGGUCCUCAGUUUUGUAGGAGUUGCCCUCAAUGCCAAAGGACUGCACCCAGAGGACUGGCUCGAGUCCCCCUCCAACCUCUGCCCAUUAUUGGAACUCUGUUUGAUUGUCUUGGAAUGGACAUUGUGGGCCCUGUAGAAAGGAGCAAAUCUGGGUAUCGUUUCAUGUUGGUAAUUACUGACUAUGCCACAAGAUACCCGGAGGUCUUUCCUUUAAAAUCAAUCAUAGCCAAGUCUGUUGCAUUCUGUCUGGUGCAGUUUUUUUUCCAGGGUGGGGUUUCCCCGGGAGAUACUCACGGAUCAAGGAACCAACUUUAUGUCCAAACUGCUAAAGGAGGUGUACCAACUGCUAGGCAUCAGAAGCCUGCGGAUUACGCCCUAUCAUCCACAAACGGAUGGGUUAACUGAGAGGUUCAAUCAGAC
Hypomesus transpacificus is the source of this 1286-nucleotide messenger RNA. RefSeq lists its product as uncharacterized. The coding region runs from base 117 to 1271 and encodes 384 amino acids. Lineage: Eukaryota; Metazoa; Chordata; Actinopteri; Osmeriformes; Osmeridae. The transcript has a single exon. The record is from RefSeq and is a predicted model, not a curated record. Gene Ontology annotation, molecular function: nucleic acid binding.